Funneliformis mosseae is the source of this 558-nucleotide messenger RNA. Lineage: Eukaryota; Fungi; Glomeromycota; Glomeromycetes; Glomerales; Glomeraceae. The record is from the annotation of a GenBank genome assembly.
AUGGCGUCUAUAUUGAAAUCGUUUUUGGAUUGGCUCAGAAGUUUAUUUUUUAAGACGGAACUAGAGCUUACUCUGGUUGGUUUGCAGAACAGUGGUAAAACUACAUUGGUCAACGUUAUUGCGUCUGGUCAAUUCAGUGAGGACAUGAUUCCAACAGUAGGUUUUAACAUGCGUAAAGUCACGAAAGGAAAUGUCACCAUGAAGUUAUGGGACAUUGGUGGGCAACCACGCUUCCGAAGUAUGUGGGAACGAUAUUGUCGUGGUGUAAACGCUAUUGUAUUUGUAAUUGACUCUGCAGAUCAUGAGAAAUUAGAGGCAGCAAGGACCGAAUUACGCAGUCUUUUGGAAAAACCUCAACUUGCAAACAUUCCAGUUCUAGUUUUGGGCAAUAAGAAUGACUUGGAUGGAGCAUUGCCAGUUGAAAGGAUCAUUGAAGAAAUGAAUUUAAAAUCCAUCAAUAAUCGAGAGGUUUCUUGUUAUUCGAUCUCUGCAAAGAAUCAAGUAAAUAUUGAUAUAACUUUACAGUGGUUGAUUAGGAAGGGCAAAGGAUCAAAAUAA